Messenger RNA from Ruditapes philippinarum (Manila clam), 1284 nucleotides. RefSeq lists its product as uncharacterized. The transcript is spliced from 7 exons. The record is from RefSeq and is a predicted model, not a curated record. Bases 1 to 1284 code for a protein of 427 amino acids. Gene Ontology annotation, biological process: signal transduction. Lineage: Eukaryota; Metazoa; Mollusca; Bivalvia; Venerida; Veneridae.
AUGACAUGUAACAUUAUCUUUCGGAAAGUACGAUUAAACAUGGCGGCGGAGUGUUAUAAUUUUAGGGAAUUGAUUCCUGUGAAAUGUGAAGAAAAUACGGAUAUUGAAAUAGCAGAUAUAAAAAGAUAUACGGACAAUAGAAGUGAAUAUAGGAAUAUACCACCGUUACCCAAUAAUAAAGAUUAUCACAUGUUUAUAUGUUAUAUUCAAGACGACGCAGAGGAUGUGAGAAUUAUCGUUGACAAUUUAGAACGACACGGUGUAAAAUGUUGUUAUCACGAACGCGAUUUUUUACCAGGACAGCAAGUCUUAGGAAAUAUAAAUGAGUCUAUCAACAGAAGUAUGAGCACACUAAUUGUUCUAUCACCAAACUUCAUUCAGAGUCGUUUCUGUAAACACGAAAUAGAACAAGCAUUGCAUGCCAAGAUUGAAGAGGAUUAUACAAUAAUUCCCAUCAAGAUUCAACAAUGUGAAGUUCCAAAUGUGCUGAAGAAUUAUACACACAUUGACGCCGGAUGUAUAGACCCUGCUGACAUGCACACCAAAAUCCUUGAUGCUUUUAUAUCAAACGAGUGGAACAGUCGUCAACUUGUUGAAAGCAAUGGAUAUACGCUGGAGUUCUUGCUGUCAAAAUAUACUAUUUCAUGGAGAUGGUUGUCAUUGUGCCGGUAUACAAUGAUUUUUAAUGCUGCAAAUCGACGCUCAAUUAGGAGGAAUGGCUUUGAGAUUUCAGACACACUAUUGAAUGAAAUACAACAGAUUGUGAGGGAGUCCGACUUAGUAAAGUAUGCCCAUAUUAACAUCAUUUUUUCACGCAUGACAACAUUUGUAUUCUUCAUGGCGGGUUUUCUCUAUUUUGAUGUGAGUGCCGCCAUUAUGGAACAGUCAUUUAAGCCAACAGUGGACAAACAUUUAGCAACAGUACAACACGGAAUUCUGUAUGGCUUAUUAUCUAUGUUUAUUCUGUGGCUUUGUGUAAUUAUCGUGCACACAUGUGGAUCGCUUGGAAACUUUAAAAGAUGGAAAGGAAUGACAAAGGGUUUGAAACAGCGGACUAAAUUACACCUGAUGCGGAAAUUAUGGACAAAAAUAAACAGGAAGACUGUUGACACUGGCAAAUUUGUUGUAAUAUUCAAAGCAGGGAAGCUGCACAUAAUGAGGUUCGACAAAAAACCAUGCCGUAAUUAUUUUGUACGUAGAUGUACUGAAAAGGAAAGCUUUGAAGAACACAUGUUGCCGACAGAAUCAAACUGCAGGUAUUCCAAUAAUACAUCCUCAUUUUAA